Rana temporaria (common frog) is the source of this 3111-nucleotide messenger RNA. RefSeq names its product oocyte zinc finger protein XlCOF28-like. The record is from RefSeq and is a predicted model, not a curated record. Bases 114 to 2642 code for a protein of 842 amino acids. Lineage: Eukaryota; Metazoa; Chordata; Amphibia; Anura; Ranidae. Gene Ontology annotation, cellular component: nucleus. Gene Ontology annotation, molecular function: RNA polymerase II transcription regulatory region sequence-specific DNA binding; DNA-binding transcription factor activity, RNA polymerase II-specific. The transcript is spliced from 15 exons. Gene Ontology annotation, biological process: regulation of transcription by RNA polymerase II.
UCUGCAGUCCCCGCCCACCUCUGACAGGAAGUUAGCGAGGACUUCCGGGUGGUGGGUGGAGCGCUGCACAGAUCUGCUUCCCCAGAGUGUUUUACAUUAGAUCGGUGGUUGUGAUGGAGGAGCCCGGAGAAGGGGUCCCGGCCCAGGAGACGGAGGUCCUGUGUAUGACGGACCCCGACCGUAGUGAGGCCGAGCUGGCCUUCCAAGUCUACAAGAUGCUGGAUGGGAACGAGGCCUUCAGCAACGUGUCCGAGUACCACAUGGUGCCAGUCCAGGCGGCCGACGGCUCCAUCAUCGGCGUCCAGGUGACCGGUGUACAGAGGGGGGAGGAAGGCAACCCCAGUCUCCUGCCCACCCAGCUCAUUGAGUUCCACAACGUGGGGGAAGCUGAGCAACCCCAGGCCGAGCAACCGCUGCCAGAGGAGAGUGUGACCCCGGCCGAUCCCCCAGCAGAUGACCCCGAACAGACCGAGGCUGUACAGGAGUUGGAUGGCCAUGAAAGUUCACAGAUAUCUGAUGCCGCUGUUGAACUGGCGGAAACUUCUGAGCAGAAUGAGCCAACUCCACAACCGUCCGCAGACUUGGAGAAGCAAGAAAUGAAGACUCUGUACCGGUGCGGUCAGUGCCAAUUCGGCUCCUUAAUGAUGUCGGUUAUGAGGCGCCACCUGCGCAGACAUUCCAGCAAACACAAGUGCCACGUUUGCGAGAAGACGUUCUGCAGCGCCAGAGAACUAAAGCUCCACGUCAGUACUCACACGGGGGUCCGCCCGCACAAAUGUACCAACUGUGACAUGGCUUACAGAACGGCGUCCGACCUCCUACGCCACAUCAGAUCCAUACAUACACUUGACAAACCCUUCAAGUGCUGCUACUGCGAUUAUUCAAGUGUGGAGGCAAAUAGGAUGAAGAUUCACAUCCGAUCUCACACUGGGGAGCGGCCGUUUGCAUGUAGUGAGUGCGCUUUUGCGACCACAGACGCCUUUAAACUGCGAAGGCACCUGAGAACGCAUACAGGUGAGAAGCCGUAUACGUGCCAUGUGUGCGGGGCCCAGUUCACGCAGAACGCCAGCCUGAAGAUGCACAUCUUAAGAAAACACACUGAGAACGUGCAGAAGGAGCAAUGUAUCAUCUGUAAUGCCGUACUGUUUGGGAAGAAUGACGUAAAGGUUCAUAUCCGCAAGCAGCACACCUACCUGGAGGUUCCGAUCAAGUGCCGCAUCUGCUCGGAGGAGUUUCACGAGCGCUACCUCUACCGGCAACAUCAGGAGAGUCACAGGUUCCUAAAGAAAAUGGAGCUGAAAUCCAACAAGCAAGACAUACAGACUUAUGAGUUGGAGGAGGAGGCGGAAGCCGAGAUCACCACCACCACCACCAUCGAGGACAGAGUGUCCUGGAACAUCGUACCGGGCACAGGCGAGGCGCAGCUGUUUCUAAACUAUCACGAGGGGGAGCAUCAGGGCACUGUGACGGAGCUGCACAGCAUACCCAUGCAGACGGAGGAUGGCAGCAUUGUGCAGGCCAUAGUGUUGCAGAGCGCAGAGCAGGUGGACGCCGAGGCGAUGCAUACCGAGGUGUACGAGAUGCAAGAUCUGGCCCAAGUCUUUCGGCCCAUGGUGGAGCAACAGUCCUCCGAGCCCAUAGUCCUAACCCUGGAGUCUAUUGAUCCGGACACACAGAGUGCAGAGCAGCAGAGUGUCGUCCCCGACUUCAUUCCCCAGGCGGCUUCCACACCCCGGCCGCCAUCCAUUAAAGGGAGGCGGAUCCAGCCAAUCAGCCCCGAGCAGCAGAUCGAGGUGAAGCUGCAUCGGUGUAAAGACUGUGACAAGACCUUCUCUACCGGCAUGGAGCUCCUGAAACACAAAAAAAUAAUACACAGGCCAGAGAACAUGUUUAAAUGUCCUUUUUGUGAGAAUGAGUCUACGGGGGCCCUCGAGCUGAUCCUUCACAUUCAGGUCCACAAUGAUGAUCGCCCAUUCCACUGUGAACAAUGCAACUUCUCCACAACUGAUUCCUUCAAGCUGACCAGACAUAAGAGAACUCACACAGGAGAGAAGCCUUUCACAUGUAAUGUAUGUGAGGCCAAGUUCACGCAGAAGACCAGCAUGCUGAUGCACAUUCAGCGGAAACACACCAAAGAGCUCCCCAAAUUAAGCUGUCCUCUGUGUAAAACCAUCCUGACCGGGAAGCACAGUCUGAGCAUUCACCUACGGAAGCAGCACACUCACUCGGAGACCGAGCUGAAGUGCCGUUUCUGUCCCGCCACGUUUCGGGAACGGUUUGUCCUCCGGGAGCAUCAGAAGACUCAUAGAAACGAGAAGCCCAUCAAAUCAGUCCUCCCGAGGGCAAAACGGAGAAAAAUCAUGGAGAAGAGUCAGAGCGAUCAGGUGAACUUUGAGGAGCAGGAGCCGGUGAUCGGUGCCCAGGCGGAGGAGUACACCUGGCAGGUUCUACCGGCGGAACAAGAGACCCAAAUCCACUUUGUGCUCAGCGGUCCCGAGGAGGCGACCUCGGUGACAGAGUACCACCUCCUGCCAGUGCAGGCGGACGACGGCAGCGUCAUUAGCAUUGAGGUGUCAGAGAUAGAGGAGGUGGAGCAGAUGGAAGCGGGUACAAUCCAUCAGGUCAUUUUAGGGGAUAUCUAAAAACAGCUAAGCUGUAUGUGACCGGUAUCAGUGCCCACGGGGGGGUUGUGCUGCGUCUAGGGAGGGCACAAAAGGAAAAAGGAGCACGCCCAGGGGACGAAGAUUCGCAGCAUGGUGCCGACCAAGGAGCACACAAAGCCCAACAAGAGGAGGCGACCUAGGCCCUCAUUGUACAUAUGUAGGUUAUUUGUUUUAUAUUAUAGACUUGUUUUAAAUUAUAAGAGAUUUUAAAUAUGUACAUAAAGCCACUGAAUACUAGAAAUGGGCAGGCCUGCAUUACACAGCAGAUUGGAAAGGGUUAUUUUCAGUAACAGAAAGAUCGUCUGCGAUAAAAGUGCCUGAAGUUCCCCGACAAGUCUGCACAUUGGGAGAGAGAGGUGUGUGCGGGAAAAUUCGCAAUCCCAGCAAUUUGGAUGGAGAUCUGUUAAACGACAUCUUUUGUUGAGCUGAAUAAAAGUUAACGUCCAUA